GCUUCCGCCUUCGUGGACGUGGGUCCCACCGAAGGCUGCCGGUGGCAGUGUUCGAGGGUGUGGGUUCUAUUAAACUGUCUUUCCUCCUCUCAGACACACCCACGUCCUCCGGCUUGAGUGACCAAUUUACUCGCCUUCCUGCGGAAGCUUUGAGCGGUCGGAACCUUUGUGCGCCCGGAACUAAGGUGCCGAACUGCGCUGGCACCCGGAAGGCUCCAUAAAUAGAGGAAUCCCAUUUCUUUUUCUGGCGGUCGAUCGCUGGAGUUCCGGUGAGAGAAUCAUCGAGGGAGCUCUUCGGCUUCAGUUCCUGAUAUGCACCGACCGAAUUUUCGACCCCCAACUCCUCCAUACCCCGGCCCGGGGAUAGGAGGCUGGGGUAAUGGAAGCAGCUUCCGGGGUGCCCUGGGCGGGGGGCCGCGGCCGCCCUCCCCGCGGGACGGGUACGGGAGUCCGCACCAAACUCCGCCGUGCGGGCCCCGGGCUAGGCCGUACGGGAGCAGCCACUCUCCGCGGCAUGGCGGCAGCUUCUCGGGGACCCGCUUCGGGUCUCCGUCCCCGGGCGGCUACCCAGGCUCCUACUCCAGGUCCCCCGCGGGGUCCCAGCAUCAGUUCGGCUACUCCCCAGGGCAGCAGCAGACCUACCCCCAGGGUUCUCCAAGGACAUCUACACCAUUUGGAUCAGGGCGUGGUAGAGAAAAAAGAAUGUCUAAUGAGUUGGAAAGUUAUUUUAAGCCUUCAAUGCUUGAAGACCCUUGGGCUGGCCUAGAACCAGUAUCUGUAGUGGAUAUAAGCCAACAGUACAGCAAUACGCAAACAUUCACAGGCAAAAAAGGAAGAUACUUUUCUUAACUUUUCUGAAAUUCAACUGGAAGCUUCAUGUGUCAGGAACAUCUUGGACAGAACUUUACACAACUUGUGUAAAUGAGUUGAACCCAAAGAUGCCUGUGCUACGUGGUGGUGGCACACACCUUCAAUGCCAGCACUGGGAGGCAGGCAGGCGGAUCUGAGUGUGAGGCCAGCCUGGUCUACAGAGUGUGUUUCAGGACAGCCAGGGCUACACAGAGAAACCCUGUCUCAAAAAAAGAAAGAAGAUGCCUGUGAUCAAGGGAUCACAACAAUUUAAUCUUUCUCCCAUUUUACAAAAGAAACCAAUGGUAAGAUUUGUUUCCCAAAAUGGGCUCAACAGUAUUUCAAGUCCCAUAUACUCU
This is a messenger RNA of Arvicola amphibius (Eurasian water vole), 1208 nucleotides long. RefSeq names its product M-phase specific PLK1 interacting protein (gene Mplkip). Bases 313 to 849 code for a protein of 178 amino acids. Gene Ontology annotation, cellular component: nucleus; centrosome; midbody. NCBI's taxonomy places the organism in Eukaryota, Metazoa, Chordata, Mammalia, Rodentia, Cricetidae. The record is from RefSeq and is a predicted model, not a curated record. The transcript is spliced from 2 exons.